This is a messenger RNA of Annulohypoxylon maeteangense, 2030 nucleotides long. RefSeq names its product major facilitator superfamily domain-containing protein. The record is from RefSeq and is a predicted model, not a curated record. Gene Ontology annotation, biological process: transmembrane transport. Bases 159 to 1787 code for a protein of 542 amino acids. The transcript is spliced from 5 exons. NCBI's taxonomy places the organism in Eukaryota, Fungi, Ascomycota, Sordariomycetes, Xylariales, Hypoxylaceae. Gene Ontology annotation, molecular function: transmembrane transporter activity.
AGCCUCCUGACUUUUUAGUCACUUCCCCCAACAUGAGGUACCCGAACCCCGGCUUGGCUAUUAUCUCUGUUAGGUACCUUAUUCCUCAACUUUCACGCUAAGUUAUUCCAGAGGCUAUCGAUCCAUCCAGUCACUAGAGGCUCUUCCAUGUCGCCAAUAUGGGGGAAAGUUCUGAUUCAAAGCGGCCGAUAGAAGAUGAUGUGAAGGUUGAAGAGGCGGGAGGAAGUUCUAAAGACCCCGAGGCAUCAAAGGAGCAAACCAUCGACCCCGAAAAUGAGGUCAAAGGUACUAAGCUCAUCCUCCUCCACAUUGCCGUUUGUCUCUGCAACUUCCUGGUCGGACUGGACUUUAACUUAAUCGCGACCGCCGUGCCUGUCAUAACGACCGACUUCAAUUCGGUCAAAGAUGUCGGUUGGUAUGGUGCUGCAUUUCAGGUUGCUCUUUGCUCUAGCCAGCCCCUAGCAGGAAAAACCUUCGUUCUCUUCCCGAAGAAGUUGAUGUACUUGGUCUAUCUGGGCGUUUUCGAGAUUGGCAGUCUUCUAUGUGCACUGUCGCCAUCAUCCAAUGUACUGAUCGUCGGACGGGCAAUAGCUGGCCUAGGUGCAUCGGGCACCUUCGCCGGCGGCUUCACAGUUUUGACGACAAUGAUCCCACUACAUCGCCGUGCUAUAUAUACCGGAACCUGGAGCUCCAUGUUCGCCAUCGCGAGUAUUGUUGGACCAGUCAUAGGUGGUGCCCUCACACAGCACGUCACCUGGCGAUGGUGCUUUUACAUCAAUCUGCCAAUAGGCGGAUUCUCUGCGGCGCUCUUCAUACUACUAGCACACUUCAAGCCAGCCAAGUCGGAGCAAGUCCCAUUAUCAGAUAAAAUAAAAGCCCUGGACUCUUUGGGCUUUCUUUUAUUUGCAGGAUCUAUCACUAUGUUACUCCUCGCACUUCAAUGGGGCGGAGGGGUUGAUUACGCCUGGAACUCCUCUAUCAUUAUCGGCCUCUUCGUUGGGUUCGCUGUCACAAUGACCCUCUUCAUCUCGUGGCAGCUGUACUGGCAAGAUAAUGCUCUCAUUCCACCUCAGCUAUUCAAGGGGGCGGGCAAUCGGAAUAUAUGGCUUCUGUGCAUUAGUUCCUUUUUUGUGAACGGGCCAUUCCAGAUCAUCAUCUACUGGCUGCCCAUCUGGUUUCAAGCCGUGUUGGGAUCCACCCCAACGCAGAGUGGCAUCAAUUACCUCCCUACGGUGAUAUCUGAUGUACUCGCCUCUUUCAUAGGAUCCGCCAUAGUCAUGAAGUUGGGGUACUGGAAUCCCUUUCUCUUGCUAGCGGAGGCCUUUGUAUGUCUUGCAGGGGGGCUUCUCAGCACAAUAUACCCGGGCAUAUCUAGUGGACAUUGGAUAGGUUAUCAGAUCUUUGGUGGAAUUGGGUACUCUCUGGCUAGCAACUUGGCACAUCUCGGAAUGCAGGCAUCGCUACCGAAAGAACUUGUUCCUAUCGGAGCCACGACCCUGUUAACGAUUAUAUCAACUAGCUGCUCCGUCUUCCUCGCCGUGGGACAAACCGUUUUCCAAUCAGCGCUGAGGAUAAACCUUGCUCCCAUUGUAUCGUCCAAUACUAUCGACGCCAUUAUAUCAGCUGGUGCAACCAAUGUUGGGUCCGUCGUGGACGCCCAAGACCUCCCUUCUGUCAUCAAAGCAUAUGGCAAGGCAGUAACGCAGGUAUUCUAUGUUCCCGCUGCCGCGCCUGUUAUUUCGUUCAUUUUGGUUGCUUGCUGUAGAUGGACAACUACAAAGAAAUGAACAAAUGACUUUGAGAGCAUAUUUGGGGAUAUUAGACAUUUUCCAUCAUGUACCUAGGUAUUAAGGAUGGAUCACAUAAGGCACAUUUACCUAGACUCGUAACUAAUGCAUUGCUUUUCUUGGCUACUUACUACGACCAAAAUGAUAUUAAGAAAAAGUAACUUAGGACCUAGGUGUGCUAUAAUAAUUCGGAAGCAAUGGAUGCCAGUUGUGUAACCUAGGGGAUAGUUCCGGCCACAGUGC